This is a messenger RNA of Strongyloides ratti, 1098 nucleotides long. Its product is annotated as Guanine nucleotide-binding protein G(i) subunit alpha-1. The coding region runs from base 1 to 1098 and encodes 365 amino acids. Gene Ontology annotation, cellular component: heterotrimeric G-protein complex. Gene Ontology annotation, biological process: adenylate cyclase-modulating G protein-coupled receptor signaling pathway. Gene Ontology annotation, molecular function: G protein-coupled receptor binding; GTPase activity; guanyl nucleotide binding. The transcript has 5 exons. Lineage: Eukaryota; Metazoa; Nematoda; Chromadorea; Rhabditida; Strongyloididae. The record is from RefSeq and is a predicted model, not a curated record.
AUGGGAACUAGUCAUAGUUUAGUAUUAGCAAGAAAAAAUAUAGAAAAAAGAAAUGGUGUUGGAAGUGCUAAAAUUAAUACUAUAAAGAAUAAUGAUGUAUUACCAAAACACUUAGAUAAAGAUCGCAAUUUAAAAAUAUUAUUAUUAGGAGGUUCUGAGUGUGGAAAAACGACAAUUUUUAAACAAAUGCGUGUUUUACAUUUAAAUGGAUUUACUGAUGCUGAUAAGGAACAAUAUAAGGAAAUGAUUAUAGUAAAUACUGUUCAAAGUUUAGGACAAUUAUUAGAUGCAUCUAAAAAAUUUAGAAUACCACCUGAAUCAUUAAUGGAAAGACAUAUUGAGUUAUUUACUAUAUUUAGAAAUGAAUAUUUAAAUAAACAUUCUACUACAGUACCACCAGAUAUUGCUAGAACAAUGAAAAAAAUAUGGAAUACAUCACAAAUACAAACUACUUUUCAAAAACGAUGGAAUUUUUCUUUAUUAGAUAAUGCUAAAUAUUUUCUUGACAGUAUUGAUAGAAUUUUUGAUAAAGAUUACACACCAACAACUGAUGAUAUUCUUCAUUGUCGACAUCCAACAACAGAGAUAAAUGAAUUAGUUUUUAGAUAUAAAAAAGCAAAUUUUAGAAUGAUUGAUGUUGGGGGGCAAAGGAGUGAAAGAAGGAAAUGGAUACACUGUUUUGAGAAUGUUAAUAUAGUAUUAUUUGUUGUUGCUUUAAAUGAAUUUAAUCAAAAAGAUCCUGAAGAUGAUAAGUAUAAUCGCCUACUUCAAAAUAGAAAUAUUUUUAAAACAAUAGUUCAAAGCAAUUUUUUUCGCAAAACUACAAUAGUAUUAUUUUUUAAUAAAUACGAUAUCUUUCAGGAACAGGUUAAAUAUACAUCAUUAAGAGAUAGUUGGAAAGAAUAUCAAGGAGGAAAUAGUUUAGAUGAAUGUACCAGAUUCAUUAAAACAUCAUUUCAAAGUUGUGUUCCUGAUUCUAGUAGGUACUAUUCACAUUUAACAACAGCAACUGAUACAAGUAACAUUGAUAGUGUUUUUGCAUCUUCUGUAGCAUCAACAGUUAAUCAAAAUCUAAAAGCUAUUGAUAUACAAGAAUAA